Molecule: messenger RNA, 1455 nt
Organism: Aphidius gifuensis
Lineage: Eukaryota; Metazoa; Arthropoda; Insecta; Hymenoptera; Braconidae
Product: carbohydrate sulfotransferase 11-like
Exons: 5
Coding region: 112-1194 (360 amino acids)
Biological process (GO): carbohydrate biosynthetic process
Cellular component (GO): membrane
Molecular function (GO): sulfotransferase activity
Source: RefSeq, a predicted model, not a curated record
GUCAGUCGAAACCAGUCACUCCACCAAGACUGGUUUGCUGUAGGACCCAAAAUAAUAUUUUUUACCAUAUAGUGUAUACAAAUAAUAUUCAUUGGAAAAAAAAUAUAAACAAUGAGUAAAAAAAUUCGACGAGUAUUCAACUGGACAUUGAUAUUCACAUUUUCAUUUGUUAUUGUUUUUAUAAUUUUAAAACAAAAUCAUGAAAAAAUUGAUGAAGAAAAGGUCAAUUGGGAAGCUAGAAAUGCAAUAAGAAUUAACAAUAUAAAGAGAGUAUGUGAAAAAUAUAAUUUAGGAAUUUAUAAAAAUCAUAAAGAUGAUGGAAAAAAUAUAAUUAAAUAUCCACCAACACCACAGUACAGUGUAUUUUAUAUUGUUAAAAAAUAUGAUUUAUCAUAUUGUCCAAUAUAUAAAGCUGCUAGUACAACUUGGCUUUAUAAUAUUUGUCUUCUCAUGAGAAUACCCGAGGCCGAAUUGUCAAGUGGGCGAGAACAGAUAUCAACAAUUGCCCGGAGAGUUAUUCCUGAACUCGAUUAUCCAGAAGCCGAAGAGGCAAUGCAAGACACGACAAAGCUACUUGUUGUGAGGCAUCCAUUUGAAAGAUUGCUGAGUGCCUAUCGAGACAAACUUGAAAAUUCCAUUGCUGGAAGACAACAUGGUACACUACAUUUUUAUCGUAAAUAUGGUUCUGCUAUUGUCAAAAAAUACAGAGGAAAUGAUUUUGUCAAGCCAAGAGAUGAUCAAGUUAUUCAUCCGAUAAAUUUACCAAAACCAGCUGGAAUUGAACCAACAUGGUCGGAAUUUGUUGAUUAUAUUAUUGACACUGAACUUGAAAGUUAUGGGGAUGAUCAUUGGAUGCCAUAUUAUUUAUUUUGUACACCUUGUUCACUCAAUUAUUCUCUCGUUGCAAAGGUUGAGACACUCUAUCAAGAUCAAUUAUUUGCAUUUGAAAAAUUAGGAUUAAGUCAAUUGAUAAAACCACAUUGGAAGCAUAAAGUUGGCAUAUCAAAUGCAGCAAGAAUUUACUUUAAACAAUUAAACAUCUCACAAGUUAAUCGAUUGUAUAAUAAAUACAAACUUGAUUUCGAAAUGUUUGCUUAUUCAGUUGAUGAAUAUUUUCAAUUUACUCAUGAUUAUGCUACUGAAGAAAAUCCUUUUGAGGUUGAUUUUUUUUCAGAUGUAUAUGAUAAUGAAUAAAAUAAUUGUCAAGUCAUUUAUAUAAAUAUAUAUUUAAGUGAGGCCAAUGAUGGUCACUUAACAUUCACAAACUUUGAGGCGUUGGUAAAUCGAUCGACCCAGUUACUACCACUAUGCUUUAUAUCAAACCAAUCUCAAAAUAAAAAAAAUAUAAAAAAUAAAACACUGGCUUGAAUGAAACAUUCAAAAUAUGUAUUUAAAAUCGUCGCAUGUUUUGUAAGACAAGUUAAUUAUUUUUCAAAUUUAUUUUAAAUAAAUCAA